AAAGAUGGCGGCCUCCACAAGUUUUUCUACACUUCUGGAAAGAAUUAAAAGUGUCAAUUGCAAAAGUGUACUGCUUCUGUGGGUUUUAGUUUUGAUAGUGCCUUGCGACAAAAUUCAGGCUGACAUUCCCUCACCAAUAUGUGGCUCCAAUUUAUACGACACUGAGACACUGAAGUCGGCAUCUUACUGGACAAUAACAAAGCCUGGUAUUUGUUAUGACAGCUGGAGUGAAACGAUACCAUGUACAAUCAAUUUGGCGUUUUGUCAGAGUCUGCCCCCUUCAUUAACCAGGGGUAUUGAAGGGUGUGGCGCGUCCCAAAAGGAAGAUCUACAUUUAGCUACUUAUAAAAUACUUGGACAGGAAAACCAAUUCACUGAUGAUGCCUCAGGAACUCAGCUGAUUGCCACCUACCCUAACGGAGAUGACUUGAGCUGCGGUACCAUCGGUCUUGUCAUGUAUCUUAAAUGCAAUAAGAGCGCCGUUUGGGCAAAGCCAAUCAACGGACAACCAAAUGCCAUACCAACUGAAGUCACAGUAGAACUUGAUAGCAAACCAGGUGGAUGUCUAUACUCAAUCCACGCAGACUACGCAGGAGCUUGUAAGGCUGAGAUACCGACGUAUUUGAGUUUCGGGACUGUAUUAAUUAUCCUGUUUUUCUGUUUGUUGGCUGCGUACCUUCUUGUGGGUUUCAUUUAUAACAUGUGUGCUGGAGCUACUGGGCGAGAGUUGAUCCCAAACUAUGAAAUGUGGCAAAGACUACCAAACGACAUCUUGCUUGGUGUUUCUUUCUUCGUUGGUUGCAUCACGUGUCGAGAUGUGAAAUCUAGCGAUACGUAUGAAAGCAUCUAGAAGGGAAGGAGGUAACUCUUUGAGUUCAGUGCAGAAGGAUGAUUAAAAGAUCAUUAUUUUUUUUUUUUUAAGAUUGAGUUUAUGAUUGCAUUUGGUUUUCUUACCCUUUCAACAAUGAAUGAUAAACACUAUAUUAUUGUCGCGUCUCUGAAAAAAACAUUGUAUCUGGAUUUGGAAAAAAAAAAAUUUUGCACAGCAUGAAAAUGCUUCAUGCAAAAAUGUUAUAUCUCGACACAAACACUUGUUUUGUGUAAAUAAGGUUGUUUUAAGAGAGAUAUGGCAUUUUUUUCCCCAUUUUCAUCAACAUUUGAUAAACCUGUGCAAACAAUUUUGUGUCUCGAUUUUUGCAAAAAUUUUGUUCAGCAUGAAAAAGCUUCGUUCAAAAGUGUUGUAUCUCGGCACAUACUUAUUUUGUGUGUACAUCUGGGUUAUGAUAAGCGAGAUAUGACGUUUUGGCAAUUUCAAAUUCGCAUGUAACUUCACUGCUAUUUUAGUAGAUACAAUGCUUUUGCCCUGGCACAAUGACUUUUCACUUGGUGCUUUCGAGUUGUGUAGGACUAAGAAAAAAACAAUCCACAGGCUGUCUAGGUUUGGAUUCGAACCUACAACCUCUGUAUUCCAGGACGCAUGUCUCAACCACUAGACCACCGACUGCCUGUUAUGAGGAGUUCAAUUCAGCUCAGCUUGUAUAAUUUAAAAUUUUCAUUCUAACUUCGAUUAUGAAGACUCGGACAAGUUGAGGUUGAAGACAUUUUAUUACACAUUUUUGAUAAAAAGGUAUUUCGACAUACUGCCUCAACAAUUAUUAUACAAUUUAGUUUAUGAAAGAUAAGUUUUAAUUUUUACAGUGGUUUUAUUCAGGUAAUAAUGCAAUUUAAAUGCAGUGUGGAACCAUAUGGUAAAUUUAUAUUUUGCCGUUGAUAGUAUAAACCAUUGUGAGAAAUGACUGCCUUUGAAGUGACAUAGUUUUUAA
Messenger RNA from Asterias rubens (European starfish), 1823 nucleotides. RefSeq lists its product as uncharacterized. Lineage: Eukaryota; Metazoa; Echinodermata; Asteroidea; Forcipulatida; Asteriidae. The record is from RefSeq and is a predicted model, not a curated record. Gene Ontology annotation, cellular component: trans-Golgi network. The coding region runs from base 5 to 850 and encodes 281 amino acids. The transcript has 6 exons. Gene Ontology annotation, biological process: protein targeting to lysosome.